Messenger RNA from Gambusia affinis (western mosquitofish), 6262 nucleotides. It is a transcript of the gene panx2, whose product is annotated as pannexin 2. Gene Ontology annotation, biological process: positive regulation of interleukin-1 production; monoatomic cation transport. NCBI's taxonomy places the organism in Eukaryota, Metazoa, Chordata, Actinopteri, Cyprinodontiformes, Poeciliidae. The record is from RefSeq and is a predicted model, not a curated record. The transcript has 6 exons. Bases 2634 to 4613 code for a protein of 659 amino acids. Gene Ontology annotation, molecular function: channel activity.
AGACAGUAGGCUACGUGCGGACAGGUAGAGAGAGAGAGAGAGAGAGAGAUUCAGGUGCAGAGCAUCACAGAGAGUCUCCACUCUGAGCUUCACACACAAGAUACACUUUCGCUUCCUGGCAUGCACAUCGAAUCGAUGUAGGCUAUGCUUGAUGUUGAGCAGCUUGUCUCCGGUUUUCCGGGAGCUGUCCGCCGCUCAGGUGCUGAAGCGGCUCGUCGUCCACAGGCGGCUGUAAUUGACUGCAAUGCAAUGUCUCAGCAGAGGUGAAGCCCUGGACUGAUGGACCCCUUUCGGAGACAGCAGUUAGGAUCCCAGUCUGCUGCGCUGACUAGGACACGACAGCUGCACUGGUCAGAGCCAAGCGGGAUGUUGUAGUAGUCAAAGAUGGGGGAUUCCCUGUGUAAACACCGGUAGCAUGGUCCAACUGAGGGGCAAAAAUCUGUCAGGCUGGAGGAGCGCCAGUGGCAGACAGACGGCUUCUAAAAUGUGACGCUGCUCCUUUAAAUCUAAAUUAUGUAAACUUUGCCUCUCUUCUGAUCAUCCUUUAAAGUUGCAUGUGAGGGUGAAAUUGGAAAGUUGCUAUCCCAAAAGGGACAUCUUGUUCUCUAUUUGAGGAUCAGUAAUUACCCCAUGUCAGCAUGAACACUGAAUGGUGGUCUCUAAUAAUGCUUCUAAAGAUUCUUUUGCUCAUGAUCCCACUAGUCAUGUUCUCUUUUAAAACUGUCUGGAGCACACUAAUUGCUCUUUGGACUACUGAAGGUUCAACUCUAAAUUUCUCUUUGUAAGAUGUUAAGUGUUACAUUCUUGUCUUGAAACACAAGAGAUAGGCUUUUGAAGGAUUUAUUAGGAUUUAACAAGAGUGAAAGGAGGAGAGAUGGAAAUGUUUUUUCUUUUGUUAGUAAAAGUGGAAGAGAUGACACAAGAGGAUAAGAUUAGUUGAUGGUAAAGGCAUGAUGCAUUCACACUCCCCACAGAGGACCUUCCCAUAACCUUCAUGUUCAAGAAGCCUGCUGCAGGCAGUGAUACCCCUGCAAAAUUAUGGUGCUGGAUAAGCAUAAAUUCAAACUUUUAUGAAUGCACAUGAAAGCUCGAGAACAUUGGAUAGCACUAGGAAUCUGGAUUCACUUAAAUUUUUUUGUUCUUUUCCACAGGGUUCCUCGUGUAGGGGUAGAAAAAAAUGUUGCCAUCAUAUUUAAGAAAAAAAAUUAUCAUAUUUGCGUGAGUCAGUUUCAAGUUUCUUGAAACUCAUUGUUGCUAAAAUAGGACCACAGUGUACAAAUGCGGUGCCUUGAAAAAGGGCAUUUUUUUUCCACAUUUUGAGAUUGUAUUACUCCAAAAAGCAACUAAGGAAGUUGUAACUCUGAAGGAACGCUGAAGAGAUGUACAGCUCAGGUGAGAGAAUCUGCCAGCAGGACAAACAUUAAUUAUGACUAGUCCUGUUUGCAGUUUGCUCUGAUCAGAUUAGACUGAAAGUUAACUUUUUAAAAACGAAUGUCAUUUUUUAAAUUGGAAAACUCACUCUAUGUCAUCCUAAUUUAUGCCAUCACCAUUAUGAGACACGUGUUGGUAGCAACAUUAAGCAGCGGGGAUGCUUUUCUUCAGUACAGACAGGAAAGCUGCAAGCUCAGAGUUGAUGUGAAUAAUAAUAUAGUUAAAUGCAGGUCAAUCCUUGGAGAGAACCUCCUAGAGAGCAAAAAACUGAGGCAAGGCUCAGCUUUCAGCAGGGCAAUGGCCUUUAGCAUAAAUCCAAAGCAAAAAUAUAGAUGUUUAGCAUAAAACACAUUAUUGUAUGUGACCAAAAUCAAUAAAAAUCUUUUUUAAAUAAAUAAACCUUCCGUAAAUUGAAAUAAGGGUCUUCAAAAUUGAUGUUCUCACACAGCCUCAAUCCACUUUCAAUCUGAAAACAAACACUGAACAUAUAGACCUUGAAAUAAAAUAUGGCUAAGUAUUGUGUUCUUCUGCGUUAUCACUGUGCCCUUUUUUGUGUUCAUAAAAUCUCAUUGAAGUAGUUGGACAUUUGUGGUGAAAUAUAAGACCAUUCAAGGACCAGACGUACUUUUAAAAAUACAAAAGAUAACAUUUUCCCACAAGAUUAGCCACAAAUCAAAGAGAACCAUUAAAGAUACACAGUUACUGUAAACGUAGUCUCUGUGUACUCUAAAGUUGUAAUAGCUCCUGUUUUGCAGCUCCUAACUUCUUAUUUGUUUUCCAGGAUCGGAUUGGGAAAGCUUCUUCUUUCCAAGGCUCACAUAACCACUCUUCAGCCUACAAUUACUCUCCCUGUGGAGCACAAGAGCUCCUCCUAAACUCAGGUCAUUCCUCAAGCUGCCACAUACAGAGCUUGUGGACGGCAGCCAGACUCUGUGGAGACGGGACAAAACAAAGGGAUGCACGAGGGCCACAUUGACUGAGAGAUGUGCUUCUGACCCUUAUGUCUCCUCUUUUGUAAAAGUUGAGCAAACAUUACGAAUUACUACUUUCUCACAUAUGUUGACCACGGCUUACAGCGGCCACACAUUUUUGUGUGUAUGUUUGCUUCACUGCAUCUUGGCAAGUACCUAACCACAAGAGGGAGCGUCUGGCCUCGCCUCGUUCGCAAAGGGGAGCUGUAGAGCUCAGCCUUUUGUUUCCGCAUGCAGAACAUCCUCGAUCAAAACUUAGACAUGGCCACAGCGCUGCUCGCGGGCGAGAAGCUGAAGGAACUCAUCCUGCCGGGCUCCUCUCAGGAUGAGAAGGGUGGGGCACUGGCUGGGCUCAUGGUGCAGCUCAAACUGGAGCUGCCCUUUGAUCGGGUCGUUACCAUAGGGACGGUUAUCAUCCCCAUCCUGCUGGUCACCCUUGUCUUCACAAGAAACUUUGCAGAGGAGUCCAUAUACUGUUACACACCGCACAACUUCACCCGAGACCAGGCACUUUAUGCCAGAGGCUACUGCUGGACAGAGCUUCGUGAUGCUAUUCCCAAUGUGCAGCCUCAUCUUUGGCCCUCACUAUUUGAACAUAAGUUCCUGCCCUACGCCCUGCUGGCCUUUGCGGGGAUUAUGUACAUUCCUGCUUUGGGUUGGGAGUUCCUUGCCUCUACUCGACUGACCUCAGAGCUCAAUUUCCUGCUUCAAGAGAUUGAUAACUGCUACCAUCGAGCCGCUGAGGGCAGAGCCCCAAAGAUCGAGAAGCAGAUUCAGUCCAAAGGACCUGGCAUAACUGAGCGGGAAAGGAGGGAGAUUAUAGAAAAUGCAGAGAAGGAGAAGAGCCCUGAGCAAAAUCUUUUUGAAAAAUAUUUGGAGAGACGAGGCGAAAGUAACUUUUUAGCUAAGAUUUACCUGGCUCGCCAUCUGGCUAUAAUGUGCCUCAGCUCCAUCCCCAUUUCCUACCUGAGUGCAUACUAUGCCCGCCAAAGACAGAAUGAGUUCACCUGUGCGCUAGGUGAGCCUCCAGAUACCAGCAGCUACCCAGAGUUGAAGCUCAGAGUCAACUGCAAGCUCUCCGCUGUGCAGCUGCAACGUAUCAUGGCAGUGGUGGACUUGGGGCUGCUGUGUACCAUGAACUUCAUCAUCCUACUUAAUUUGCUGCAUCUGUUUGUGGUGCGUAAGUCUAACUUUGUGUUCGACAAGCUAAAUAAAGUCGGAAUCAAAACAAAGCGACGGUGGCAGAAGUCUCCGUUCUGUGACAUCAACAUUCUGGCUAUGUUCUGCAAUGAGAACAGGGAUCACAUUAAGUCGCUGAACAGGCUGGAUUUUAUCACCAACGAGAGUGAUCUGAUGUACGACAAUGUUGUCAGGCAGCUAUUGGCUGCACUUGCACAGUCCAACCACGAUGCUACACCCACUGUGAGGGAGUCUGGGAUACAGACCAUUGAUCCCAACAUGGAUCCUUCGGAUCUCGGGGUGGGAGACAUGGCCAUGGAGCCACUGGUCAUCAAACGGCCCCGGAAAAAGAUUAAAUGGAUACCAAGCUCAAACCCUCUUCCUCAGCCAUUCAAAGAACCGCUCACUCUGACCCGCUUGGAAAAUAACACCAAGCCUGAAAAACCCAAACCACUGAGACGCAAAACCGUAGCAGACAGCCUCAUAGCACCACUGCUGGACAGUAAAGGCACACAACAUCCUGCAGCUAAAGACAUCAGUGGGAUGGAGAAAAAGCACGCACGAAACUUCUCCCUGGACGUCCAUCCAUACAUGCUGACAAAUCGCAAGCCCAAGGUGGAGGCCUCAGUUGUUGAACCGCUACCACCAGAGCACACUCUGGACACAGUUUACCUUGAAGGCACUCACACUAUUGUUCAUGUGUCUUGUGCAAUGACAGAAACCAAGGUUAGCUCUCCAGUGUCGACCACUGCUCCCUUUUCCACAGCCACCCUGCCCUCCACAACAUACGUGAAUGGCGUGAGCCCAAACCCUCCUUCUAGUGAGGAUGCGCUUAGUCCCAAGUCUUCCCCUGCACAAAUAGAGCUUCUGCCCCCAACGGAGAACCCUGAGCCGCCACUGCUAACCAAAGCCCCCACACACCAGCUCCUGAGCAUUCAUCACACUCUUUUUGAAGAAGAAGAGGAUGCAGAAAACAGAAGAGGCAGGCUGGAAGAAAGACCUGGGGAGCUCAUUGCUGCUGGAGAAUGUUGAAAAAUGUAUCUGAUUUCUAAGCAUAUGAUCACGAUCGCUACAAUCUCCUUUUCCAAAAAUUGUCCUUCUCCUCAUCGCAACUUCUUUGAUUGGUGGAUUGUGUCGACUGACAGGAUGAAAUUCAACAGCACAAACAAAGUGUGGUUGUAGGAAAAAGAGGGAAAAAUGAUGAUAACAUAUGUGUUUUUGUCAUAGGAAAUGAUGUCACCUUCAUGCCUCAGGAUGACUGUGUUCAGCUGAUCACCCAUCAAUGAAACCAGCAGUGAUAUAUUAUUCAACAGGGUGCUAAAGAGCAGGGUAAAACAGCGAUGCUAAAAAAAGGUAGAAGGUGAAAGAAAAAUUAAUAAGCUUUUUAAAAUAAAAAUGAGAGACACCUUACAAAUCCACAUUACCUAGAAAGAUUGCUUUACAGCUUAAAAACACAGUAUGUAGUUAAAACAUAUUAACACUUUGUCCCUUUAUCCCUCUAGCCAAGUAGAAAUGUAGCUCACGCAAUACAGCUGUUGAGAUCUGCACACUUAAUAUGCAAAUGAUCACAAUAUAUAUGUGGCAAUAAUGUAUGCGCUUUGAGCAUUAUACUUUAUGAAAUAUGUUGGUAUAUGUUGGGUGUUUCAAAUCUAAAAUAGUUCCAUGGCUUAUUGUUUUCAUUUCAACAUUGCCAGUGAUACUUCACUGCAUGUGUACAUCCUUUAUAACAGCAGGACGACUUAUUAUGUGAUUGUGAGACGACGAAAGGUAAUGACAGAGGUAUAGUGCCUUGCAAAAGUAUUCAUACCCUUUAAACUUUUUUGCUAAUUUUAUUUGCUUCAUUCCAAUUUAUGUGGUAGAAUAGAAUGCACUUAAGUAGAAGGAAAUGGAUACCCGAUUUCAAUAUUUUUCUAAUCUAACAUAAGAAGCAUUUCAUAAAUUGGUAUUCAGACUCUGAAGUCAAUACUUUAUAGAACCACCUUUCGCUGUAGUCACUUUAUUAGCUAUUACUUUGACCAUCAAGCGAUUUUAAAUUUUUGCCCAUUAUUCUUUGCAAAAUAGUUCAAAUUGAGUCAAAUUGGACAGACCACCUGAAAACAUUAAUUUUCAAGACUUGUCACCAUUUCUUAAAUGAAGUUACUGUAGCUCAGAACUUUGAUCAUCACCAAUGUAACACCAAUAUGAUUUGAUUUGAAGCGAUAUGCUAAAACUAUAGCUGCAUAUUUCUUGUUCAUUUCUUGAUGUAAGGUUAACUCCUGUCCCAGUCUCAAAUCUUUUCAGCCUUUGACAGGUUGUCUACUCGUAUUAACUUUUAUUGAGCAAACUUCAUGUUCCCAUCAACCAGAUUUGUGCAUGAUUUAUAGUUGACCUACUGACAGAUUCUCCCACCCGAGUGGUAAAUGUCUGCAGCUCUUUCAGAGCAACUAUGUGCCUUUUCGCCCCUUGACUGAUUAAUGUCUGCCCAAUUAAUGCUUACUUGUCCUGUCAGAUUUUCAAAUGCACCAUACUUUUUUUCAUUAUCAGAUUAUGGAUUAAAAAGUGCCUGGUUGUAAGUUUGUAAAGUAUAUUAUUUAACAUAACCUUUCUUUUUAUCCCCCGCCACCUUCCUGUCCCCUCUUGUGUCUGAUGUAUUUCUUGGUUUAAAAAGGCCACACUUUGAUUUUCAUAAUAAUAAUAAUAAU